Molecule: messenger RNA, 1406 nt
Organism: Ruditapes philippinarum (Manila clam)
Lineage: Eukaryota; Metazoa; Mollusca; Bivalvia; Venerida; Veneridae
Product: zinc finger and SCAN domain-containing protein 12-like
Exons: 2
Coding region: 141-1202 (353 amino acids)
Biological process (GO): regulation of gene expression
Cellular component (GO): nucleus
Source: RefSeq, a predicted model, not a curated record
GGGAGGAAGUGUUACACGAAGGAUGGAGUUCUUAUGAUAACUUGUUUGGAGUUCUUAUGAUAACUGUCUCGGAGUUCCUGGAAAACGUUACGGAUUUCUAUGGAAAACCUUUCAAUAGACUUGGAGGAAACACAUGAAAAAUGGAGAUGAUACACGUGUCUUUCCAAGACGAAACGGAAAUGUCGAUGAACCUAUCCGUUGAAAGUAUUGAUGAUAAUAACAAUGCAACAGGUCUCAACAUGGAUGAUCCACUAACAAGUACACCAAAGUCAAACCGCCGUCCAAUGUCCGUUGAAGAGAGUUUUAUGCCCGUAGAAGAAACUCUAAUGUCAGCUGGAGAAAGUCAGAUGCCAGCUGAAGAUGAUCUUAUAUUGACUGAUGAAGGUCUAGUGACAGCUGAAGAAAGUAUAAUGUCAGCUCAAGAAAGUAUAAUGUCGUCUGAAGAAGGUCUGGUGACAGUAGAAGGUCUGUUGUCUACUAGUGAGUGUCUUAUGUCAGCCGAGGAAGGUGUAAUGCCUGUUGUUGAAAAUGUAAUGCCUCACGGGUCAAGGAAUGUAGAGGAAUGUUUAAUGCCUGUCGCCAUGGUUACCGAAGACACAUCCUAUUCUACUAAUUUGUUGAAGUGUAAGAUUUGCAACUUCCAGACCAAAUUUAAGGGAAAUUUGUCGCGGCAUGUUACAAGGAAACAUGCUCUUAAAAGAUUCAGUUGUGACAUUUGUAACAAGUCGUUUGGAUACAAUUAUAUCCUCUCUGAACACCGAAGAUCAUCUCACCAGGAGGAACGUUUUCUCUGUGAAUAUUGUUCUAAACCGUUCUUAACACGCAGCGGACUAAUAUGUCAUAAAAAGUUACACCAUGCCCAAUCACCUUACAAUUGCCCGAUAUGCGAUAAACAGAUUUUAAAGAAAGCACAUUUUGAUGGACAUAUGAAUAGCCACAAGAAUGAAGCGAAAUAUGAAUGUACAACUUGCAAGAAGCGUUUUUUCUACAAAACAAGUUUAGAUAAACAUAUGAAAUCUUGCUCGGGCAUUUCAGACAGAUAUACAUGUUUGAUUUGUUCAAAGGUGUUCAGGUGUCCAUCAUCCUUAAAGGACCAUACUCAGGCUGUCCAUGAAAAGAUUGAUUUUCAGUGUCCAUGUGGGAAGACAUACAAGUGGCGUACAGCCUUAGCAAGGCACCAAAAGAAAUGUGCAAAACGUUAAAUUGUUAUUUUGCUCCUUCUCCGCGUUAUAAUUCUAAGUUUCUUCACAGUUAUUUUUAUCGUUUUUAUGUUUACCAUGUUUACCAAUGGGGGCGACGAGGUAUCACUAUGGGACAGUUGCAUAGUUCUUAAGUAAAAAUAUGCUACCAUGAAAAAAUAAACACUAACACUGAAACAUUUUCUUUGAAGAUUUCAUUCUGCGUUG